AAACUUAGCAAUUGAUUGUUUUGUAGGUGGAAAUUGUCAGUCAACUUUAUAAUUCCUUUGACCACUUGAAAUUGCAGCCAAGACCUUGCAGCGCACCGAAGCCAGCAGAGCAUUUUUUGGUAUUUGAAUCAGGAACUAUGACACUGGACAAUGAGGAGGACAGGAGCAGGGUCCUGGUAAUAAAAUUGGUGGCACAGGUCACAUAGGAUAGGCAAGCAUAUUGUUGUACCUCUGUCCUCAUGAGCUAGGGAUGCUGCGCCUUUUGAUCCAGCCAAGGCGCAGCUCCUCAAAAGCUUCAUCGACUCCGGUGUUGCUCUCAUCAAGAGAUAUUUAUUUGACCACGGGAGCCUCGUAGAUGCAAUCAAAGUUGUCAUCUCUGCCGUCAGCUCGACGAGCAGAUGAGGAUUGUCAUGGCAAUCAAGGAGGCCGGCAAUCUCAUCAAGGUCAGUCAGGUUAUCAACUUUGUCUUGUUUCUUGAUGGAACCAUGUGGCUACAGAUCGAUCACCGGAUAGUUGAUGUUCAGAGUUCCUGCCUGCCAUCCGAGUUUGGCUCUGACGUAGAGAGGGUUCACACCGUGGAUCCAGCGGCCACACUGUACACUGGUAAAAUCAGACUUCACUGUCUGAUCGAGGCAGAGGGUAUACAUCAUACAUUUGUCUGCUGCAACGGGUUCGCCGAAACCUAAAUAGAUUCUUGUUACUAGAGCAGCGCAAUUGUUUUUUCAGAAUUUCCCGACAUUCAUAAAUAGGAUUUUUUAAAUGUAAAAAUCGGGUGGUUGGGUGCACUGGAUACUUUAUAUGUCCUGAUUGCUUCCCUGAUGGGGUAAUCUUUAGCAAAAGCAAAAGCCAAAGCAAAAAGCAAAACGAUCACCAACACGCAAGGCACAGCACCAUCCUCAAAAGCCCACCAUUCAUUUGAGAACCUCCUCCUCCCCUUGAUUACACAGUGACUUGCUACUCAUAUCUUUGUUCCUAGACUAGACAAAUAGAAAGAAAAAAAAAUACUCUUGACCCAGCUCGAGCGUGCAUGGGUCUCUCAGGCGAUGUGGUGGUGGAAUGGUGGCAGGAGUGGCAGCUGCGCAUCCUCGUCCUCGGCAGCCUCUUCAUCCAGUACCUCCUCUACUUGUCUUUCUGGGUGCGUCGAUCUCCUACCAUGCGUAGGAGAUUGCGAGUGCUGGUGUGGAUCGCAUACAUAGGCGGCGACGCCGUAGCGAUCUACGCCCUCGCCACCCUGUUUGACCGCAGGAAGCAGAGUUUGGAUGGGAAGAGCAGAGGCGCCCUGGAGGUUGUAUGGGCGCCUGUCCUCCUCAUCCACCUGGGCGGCCAGCCAUGGAUAAGUGCCUACAGCCUCCAAAACAACGACCUUUGGCUUUGGGGACAACAUAGAGAUUGUAACCCUGGUAUCUAAGGAAGGUCACGCUAGCCUUGUACCUCUUGUGCAAGUGGUGGUCUGGCGAGAAAACUUUGCUAGCAGCAGAGCUCUCGCUCUUUGUUGUUGGCAUCAUCAAAUUAGUCCAGAAGCCAUGGGCCCUCAGGACCGCCAGCUCCAUCAGCACGCAGGCCCUCGGAACCAUGCAAAUAGAUGAAGGGCGCACAUACUCACUUGAAAAAUAUGUAUAUGAAGCAAAAAUGUCUGUUUUACAGGAGGAUCACGGUCAGUCUGCUCCAUACUCUGUUCGGUAUGAAGAAACCCUGAGCUUCUAUAUGUUUGUUACUUGUUAUCAAACACUAGAAAUGUUGAAGGAACACAUUUUUUGAUUACAUGAUUUUUAAUGCAUGAACAUUUUUUAUUAUAAGAAUACUUAAGAAAUACAUUGAACACUUUUUAAUUACAUGACCAUCUUAAGAUAAUAUACUGACCACUUAAUUUUAUUUCAUGGAUACAUUUUCUACUAACAUGAACAUUUCUUUUAAAUGCAUUCAACUGUUUUUUCAAUUACAGGAACAUUUCUAUAAAUGUGUUGAACAGUUUUUUGUUACAUGGAUUUUUAAUAGAAGAAAAAACUGUCCGCUCCAUACUCUGUUCGGAUUCAAGAGCUGUCAUAUUUCGUGAGGUUGGGUUAUACGCAUGCAUACACUAGGCUUUAUGGGAGCCUCGAAUAUAGAUUCUAUAUCUUGUACACCAGAAUAGUAUCAAAUUUGACUGGCCUUGGUGCGGCGUGCUCAGUUUACCUUUUUCCAUCCCUGGCCUUAGCUUCUGUGGUGCUCUUUGCUGUGAGCCACAAGGAUGGUCACAACAAGAAGGAUAUCAUGGUGACUUACAUUCUCUUGUGUUGCACCACCGUGCUGGAGUUGUUGCUUCCCUGCAUGCUACUCGCCCAGUGCAUCCCAUGUUGCAAGCAUUUGUUUUCUUCAUAUGGCCGCGAGCAUUUAUCUCAAGGGUGGCACGGUAUGGUUUCUCAGUUCAACAUGAUGUCCUUCUGUGUUCGCAAGAAGAAGCCCACAUUCCUGAUGAAGCUUGCUGCCUUUGUAUUUCUAAGGGAGUUUGUUAACCAGCAUUGGUAUAUUCGGCAAGUACCUAUAGCGUACCAGAUCACAGAGACAGUUCAGCGGCACGUGCAAAUUGGUUGGGAGAGGUACAUGUACGACGCCGCAAGCUACAGGAGAUUCAAUGAUCUCCGAGGCCAGUGGGCUCUAAGGAGGCACCGUCGGCUGGGAAGGAGCUUGAAUAAGCCAUUCGAUGUGAGUGUCCUCAUUUGGCACAUCGCCACGGACCUCUGCUUUUAUCACCCCAACACAUCCCCUCAAUGUCGACAAGGAGAAGCCACAAGGCGCGGCCGGGAGAUAUCCAACUAUAUGUUGUACCUGCUUCUCUCCCAUCCUGAGAUGCUAAUGCUUGGCACCAGAUCGGAUCUCUUCACCUUGGCCAGCGGCGAAAUUGUCAAACACAGCAAGGCGUCUACGGUCGACAUGACAGACGAAAUUCUUGCGAGGGAGAUCCUUACGAUGCCCACAUCUUCAGGUGGUGUGAUUUACAAUGCAAACUCGCUCGCCCAAGUACUGAUGGAGCUGGUGGAUGAGGUGGAGAGAUGGGAUGUGAUCCAAGGUGUGUGGGUGGAGAUGCUUUGCUAUUCGGCCAGCCAGUGCAGGGGGUACCUGCAUGCCAAGAGCUUGGGUGAAGGUGGGGAGUACCUCUCUACAGUCUGGCUCCUUUGGUCGUUCAUGGGGAUGGAGGCGUUAGCGGACAGGCAUCACAGGUCGUCACAGCCUCCUCAAGAGGUAGGAGAAGAAGAAGAAGAAGAAGAAGAAGAAGAAGAAGGAGACGAAUUAAUAAGCAUGGACUUGCCGUUCCCAAGGCAGAGCCAAUCAAUGUGAAGACAUGCAUCUUUCAGCAUGGCGCCUUUGGAAACUACCUACUCAUCCCAAGUCUGUUUUUGGAUGCUUCAUUUAUUUCUUGAAUGUUUGCUUAGAUUAUGUUUCUUUCCCAUGCUAUGUGUGCGUGUGUGUGUGCAAAUGCAAAUCCAGAACAUAUGAUGAUUAUCCAUUGAGCGCUGCUGUGGUUUGGUGGUGCUGCUGAAUUUCCAUACUAGUAAAUUUUAAAUGCUUCAAAGUUUCAGAUGAAUUUUGUAGACUAUCUAUUCACGGCCAAGUCAAGCUUCUGAGCACGCUGCUGUGGUUUGGGGGGAAUUUCCAUACAGCAGCUGCAGCUUGGUUGUAUCUGAGAAUAUUUUAUUUUUAUAAAGGGUGGGAGGGGAUCAUUUCUUCUAACUAACUUAGACCCAAAUUGGUACACAUGUCCUUUGUGGCGGUGUCAUGGAGACAGAGAGUUGCAGGUAUGUCCUCGUAGAGCCGAGUUUUAGGAUCUGGUGAGUUUAUGCUAUUGCGUUUAUAUGUUGCUUCUGUAGGUUUGAUUUUCUUUGGAGAUGGGUUUUUGUGGUAAGACGACCUGAACAUCUCCCCGGCCCAAGAUAUCUUCCUAUCCUUUUGGAUGGCCGACUCAAGGGGCUUUCAGAAACCUCUAGUAAUAUCAAGUUUAUGCAGGUGAACGAGUAGUACGGUAAGGUUUUCCUAGCUGUCGUAUCCUAGGAUUGAUUUCAGACUCACUCAACAGCUCUGUUUUCUGACUCCUGAUACUUAUGCCAUGCUAUAUAUUGUUGCAAUGAAAUUAAUUAGUGAAAAAUUAUUGUGCCUCUGUUUCAUAUCAUGGAUGGUUGCUCCUCUACUAAUGUUAAUGUCUUACUGGCUUAUUCCUCCGUGCUUCUAAUAUUUGGAGCCUGUUAACAGGUGCCAUAGAUGAUACUUUUGAUCUUCAGAUUAGCAUUUGGAAUUAUACCAUUGCUCUAAACUGAAUUGAUAGAUGUGGUAAUGCAAAGAAAGAAGAAUUACAUAAAAGAAUAUAUUUAACUGAAGUAAGUUACAGUUUGAACCUUCAUUUUGUGUUUUGUCGCAAUAGUCACAGUGACAGCACUUUCUUUUAAAGCUGUUGCUAGCCAAUAAAACACCCAUGCUAUUGUUUUUAUUUUUAUUUUUAUUUAUUUUGGCUGUGUCCUUGUGAGAAGAGCAGAUACUAAAGUGCUCUUAAAGGAAGAUGGAAAGAAUUAAUGGGAAGAAAGAAUUAAUAGGUAGGAAUUGUCAGCUUUAUCAUAUAUAUAGGAGUAUCACACAACAGCAUAUCUUAUACGUACUAUAUAAUUCAUGUCAGCACUUGAAAUCACACCCUUGCACCACCCCUGAUGCUGGACAAGGAGGGACUAUGGUGCUGGACAAGGAGGAGGAGAGUGUCCGACCUCUGUCCUCAUGAGCUAGGGAUCCAGCCAAGGCGCACGCAGCUCCUCAAGAGCUUCACUGAUUCCAGUGUUGCUCUCAUCUCAUCAUGGUAUAAGAUUGAUAUCAUCUUCUGUUGUCUGCCUUUCAGCUGCUACUCUCUGUUUUACCGAAAAAGGCUUUCGUCCCGUUUUAUAAAUAAAGCAAACCGCCAAGAGCACACAUACACGGACUAGUCCAGCACGCACACACCCAAGUCACACAACAAGAAGUACAAAGGUUCUGCUGAGGGCACAGCUCAACAAGCCCAAAAGAACACAAAAAAAGAAACGGCCGUAGCCGUAGACCAAGCCGGGCGUCUAAUCUGGCUCCGGGGGAGGCGGCGACAGACGGACGGCCAUCGAGCGCAGGUCGGCGAUGAAGGCGGAGAAGAAGAUGUGAUUCGAAUCUUCAGGGGUACCACACAGCGGGCAUAGGCCGGAGCCAGGGCCAUUGCGCUUGCGCACCUCCACCCCAGAUGGGAGCCGUCCGCGGAUUCAUUGCCACAUGAAUAUCUGGAUUUUCAGUGGCAGGCGUAUAGACCAAACCGUGGAUCCAAGGGCCACACUGUACGCUGGUAAAAUCAGACUUCACUGCUGAUUGAGGCGGAGGGACCUCAUACUGUUUCAUACCAUGGAUGGUUGCUCUACUGUUAAAUCUGUCUGUUUAUUGGAACCUGUUGGUGCCAUAGAUGAGACCUGUGAUCUUCAGAUUAGCAUUUGGAAGUAUACUAUACUAUUGCUGUGUACUGAUACACGUGGUGAUGCAAAGAAAGAAUAAUUACAUAAAAGAAUACAUUUACCUCAACUACUCAAGUUGUUAAUGCAGCAUCGUUGUCCUGCUACUUACCUGUACAAAGAAGGCAUCAGUUUGGUUCCCAGGAAGAAGAAAGAGGAGAAGGAGAAAGACAUGGUCGAUCGUCAAGCGGGAAGAACAAGAUGAGGAGGUGAUUGGUGUAGAGGAGGAGCCGGAGCACAAGAAGAAGAUGCUCCAUGCCGUAGUUGGUACGGAGGACAAGGAAAGGAAGAAGCGGAAGCACGCCGCCCAAGAGUUCGCCGAGGUGAAGAAAGAAGAAGCUGAUUUCAUCGAUGCCGAUUUGGGGAGCGACAAGAAGAAGAAGAAGAAGAAGAAGAAGAAGAAGAAGAAGAAGAGAAGCAGAGGUGGAGCAUACCAAGAAGAAGCAGCGCAAGUAGCAAUGCUGUCUGGGAGGGGAGGUUAGGCUUUAGAAGAACUUUUUUGGAGCCUGUACUGUACCAUGAGGAAUUUUCUCAAGAUUUGUACGGUGAGGUUGACCUAGCUAUCUGUCAUAUUUUAGGCUUUAUUUUGUGGUUUGCCGCAAUGGCGCUUGCACGUUGUAUGCCAAAAUUUUCAGUCCCAUUAGUCAUCUAAAUAAAUGCAUUAGGUUGUGUA
Molecule: messenger RNA, 6153 nt
Organism: Aegilops tauschii subsp. strangulata
Lineage: Eukaryota; Viridiplantae; Streptophyta; Magnoliopsida; Poales; Poaceae
Source: RefSeq, a predicted model, not a curated record